CGGUUAUAAACCGCCUAUCCAGCUCUUUCGCAGGACAUCCUACUGUUAUAACUUAUACGUGAUUAAGGUCAGAUCCAGAAUGAGAGGCAUCCAGUUGACACAGUACGUCAAGGGGGCCCAUGAGCUCAAAGUCACCGAGCUGCCGGACCCCAAACCCAAGCCAGAUGAGUAUCUGAUUGAGGUGCACGCCGCGGCAACCAACUUCUUUGACAUAUUACAAAUCCAAGGAAAAUACCAGCACCAGCCACCCUUCCCAUGGAUCUCAGGCGCCGAGUUCGCUGGGGUCGUGCUGGCCACGCCCGCCAACUCCAAGAACCCCAGGUUCCCCAUCGGCUCCCGCGUGUUUGGUGCGACUCAGGGAGCAUAUGCGGCCAAGGCCGUCGCCAAGGAGGUUAGCAUGCUGCCUAUGCCCAAGGGAUGGAGUUUCUGCGAAGCAGCUGGACUAUUUGUGACAGCGCCUACAAGCUACGGCGCUCUGGUUGUCCGUGCCGGGGUGAAGGCGGGCGACUACGUCCUUGUGCAUGCUGCCGCUGGAGGCGUCGGUCUUGCUGCCGUUCAAGUUGCCAAAGCAUUCGGCGCGACGGUUAUCGCCACAGCGGGUACUAAGCGCAAGCUCGAGGUCGCCAAGUCGUUUGGUGCCGACCAUGUCGUCGACUACCGGGAUGCCAAGUGGCCAGAGAAUGUCAAGAAGCUGACGCCCAAGGGCAGAGGAGUCGACAUUGUCUACGACCCCGUGGGCAUGGUCGACAAAAGCACAAAGUGCACCGCAUGGAACGGCCGGAUCCUGAUUGUCGGCUUUGCCGCCGGCACGAUCGAGAAGGUCGCCAUGAACAAGGUCCUGCUGAAGAACAUCAGCCUGGUUGGGAUCCACUGGGGACAGUAUGCAGUGCACGAGAAAGAGACGGUCGUCAAGGUCUGGCAGGGCAUCAUGAAGCUGAUAUCCGAAGGCAAGUUCAAGGCAACCGAGUUCACGGACAAGGAGUUUGUGGGUCUCGAAACUAAUUCCCGUCCCAGACCAAACCCCACACAAGCCGCCAAACUGUUCUCCUCAUACUUAAGACGCACCCUCCGCUCCGGCGCCACGGGUCUGUCGGUCGCUGCUGUCGCAACCUUCUCCAGAGAGAUCACCCCCUACAAGUGCGACAUCCACACCAUCAGCAAGCGGAGGAUGCAUAGCAGGGUAGUCAUCAUCGGCUCCGGGCCGGCCGCCCACACUGCGGCCGUCUACCUGGCUCGCGCCGAGCUGAAGCCCGUCCUCUACGAGGGCUUCAUGGCCAACGGCACCGCGGCCGGCGGCCAGCUCACCACCACCACCGAGGUCGAGAACUACCCUGGCUUCCCCGAGGCCAUCAUGGGCCAGGAACUCAUGGACAGGAUGCGCAAGCAGUCAGAGCGCUUCGGCACACAAAUCAUCACCGAGACGGUGGCAAAGCUGGACCUGUCGAAGCGGCCCUUCCAGUACUGGACCGAGUGGGAUCCCAGCACAGUGAGGACGGCCGACGCCGUCAUCCUCGCCACGGGCGCGUCGGCGCGGCGGUUGCACCUGCCCGGCGAGGACAAGUACUGGCAGAACGGCAUCUCGGCCUGCGCCGUGUGUGACGGCGCCGUGCCCAUCUUCCGGAACAAGCCGCUGGUCGUCAUCGGCGGCGGCGAUUCGGCCGCCGAGGAGGCCAUGUUCCUGACCAAGUACGGGAGCCACGUUACCGUGCUCGUGCGGCGGGACAAGCUGCGCGCGAGCACCAUCAUGGCCAAGCGGCUGCUGGCCAACAAGAAGAUUACGGUGCGGUUUAACUCGGUCGCCGUCGAGGCAAAGGGCGACGAGAAGGGCCUCAUGAGCCACCUCGUGGUCAAGGACGUCGUCACUGGCCAGGAGGAGACGCUCGAGGCGAACGGGCUGUUCUACGCCAUUGGCCACGACCCGGCGACAGCCCUGGUCAAGGGACAGCUCGAGACGGACGCGGAGGGUUACGUGGCGACGAAGCCGGGGACUACAUACACCAGCGUGGAGGGCGUGUUUGCGGCUGGUGACGUCCAGGACAAGAGGUACCGGCAGGCCAUUACGAGUGCAGGAUCCGGUUGUAUGGCAGCACUGGAUGCAGAAAAGUACCUGGCGGAGCUCGAGGACGAGAAGCUGGGCAAUCUAUAGACCAAAGUUCCUUGGAUAGACUUGCGCCGCGAGCGAUACCCCACAGCCCGGCUGUGAAUAGAGAAGAUGCUGCAUUCCCUCAUUG
Messenger RNA from Canariomyces notabilis, 2231 nucleotides. RefSeq names its product thioredoxin reductase-like protein. Gene Ontology annotation, biological process: cell redox homeostasis; removal of superoxide radicals. Gene Ontology annotation, cellular component: cytoplasm; cytosol. Bases 80 to 2146 code for a protein of 688 amino acids. The record is from RefSeq and is a predicted model, not a curated record. Gene Ontology annotation, molecular function: thioredoxin-disulfide reductase (NADPH) activity; zinc ion binding. The transcript is spliced from 7 exons. Lineage: Eukaryota; Fungi; Ascomycota; Sordariomycetes; Sordariales; Chaetomiaceae.